UCUCUUUUCAUUUCUCUCACCUUCAUUCUCAAAGAGUCAGAGGCUCCAACAAAACACUAGGGUUUUCCCUCUGUUCCCAAAACCACACCAGAAAGCCCAUCAUGGCAGCAUCAAUGGCCGCAACGCCGAAUGCGGUGGAGUCAGUCCAGUGCUUCGGGCGCAAGAAAACAGCUGUGGCAGUCACCUACUGCAAGCGCGGCCGCGGCCUCAUCAAGAUCAACGGCUGCCCCAUCGAGCUCGUCGAGCCCGAGAUCCUAAGGUUCAAGGCCUACGAGCCCAUCCUCCUCCUGGGACGACACCGCUUCGCCGGAGUCGACAUGCGGAUCAGAGUCAAGGGCGGUGGCCACACCUCGCAGAUCUACGCCAUUCGUCAGAGCAUAGCGAAGGCCUUGGUGGCCUUUUACCAGAAGUACGUGGACGAGCAGAGCAAGAAGGAAAUCAAGGACAUUCUCGUCAGGUAUGAUAGGACUUUGCUUGUUGCUGAUCCUAGGCGCUGUGAGCCCAAGAAGUUUGGUGGUCGUGGUGCCAGGGCUAGGUUCCAGAAGUCUUACCGUUGAAGACUUUGUUUUUUACGGUUUCACAUUUUCGAAUGCUCAAAAGUUAUGUGCUUUUUUUUACUAUUUGUUGUUUUGAGGAUAUGGUGUUUUUUUUGGAGUAUUUAAAGACUGUUAAGUUAAUGGGUUGUUUUAGUUUUUGAGUAAUUUGAGAAUUUUGGCAUCUGGGUAUUAGUAUGCUUUCAUUCAAAUGAAACUUAUGGUUAUUUAGAUUGAUAAAUAUAUGGAAUGCUUUGCUUAAA
This is a messenger RNA of Quercus robur (English oak), 796 nucleotides long. RefSeq names its product 40S ribosomal protein S16-like. Gene Ontology annotation, molecular function: RNA binding; structural constituent of ribosome. Lineage: Eukaryota; Viridiplantae; Streptophyta; Magnoliopsida; Fagales; Fagaceae. Bases 102 to 557 code for a protein of 151 amino acids. Gene Ontology annotation, biological process: translation; maturation of SSU-rRNA from tricistronic rRNA transcript (SSU-rRNA, 5.8S rRNA, LSU-rRNA). The transcript has a single exon. The record is from RefSeq and is a predicted model, not a curated record. Gene Ontology annotation, cellular component: cytosolic small ribosomal subunit; ribosome.